AUGAGUAGCAAGCUUUGGGGGUUCUUUCUCUACGAUGACGUUGAAAGCUUUCAGCGAUUCCUGGCAACUGCCACUGGUACAACGGGAAAUGGAAGCAGCUUGAAGGCCGGGAGCCCUGGGUUAGGACUGGCAUCUUCUCCUGGGAUCUCGACUAGAAGCAAGAAGCUGAGUGGAACAUCUCCUGGGGGUUCGAGUUUGGAACGUGGUCCCAAUUCGCGUCCGGGAAAGACGUUGUCUAAGGAGGAGCUGAAUGUGCGAGACAAAUACGGUCGGACACUUCUACACCAUGUGGCGUCUUCAACGAAGCCCACGGCGAUCGACUUCGCUGUUGCUCUACUCCAAGUUCCUUUCUUGGACAUCUACGCGCAAGACUGGGAGAGCGGUUGGACGGCUUUGCAUCGAGCACUAUAUGCGGGAAACGCCACAAUCGCACAGGCUCUGAUGACACGGGAUAUGCGCGACGCCACGGACUUCAGCAAAGCAGGUAACUCCGGACUCCCAGUCGGAAGUUUGAUUCGGAUCAAGGACCGAGAAGGGUACAGCCCGUUUGAUGUGUACGCCGCUACAAUAGCGUCUCGAGACAUCAAGCAGAGCUUCGAUUCAGCUGUAGAGGCGGAACACACCGAUAAUGUCUCUGAACCGUCGUUGGGCGACGAAGAUCCUGAUCACGACAGCCGUUUUGGCAGGAGUGUUUUGAAGCCACGAACAAAUUUAUUUGGUGAUGAGGUCUAUACCUUCGGCAGCAAUAAGAACCUCAACCUUGGAGUAGGGGAUCAGGAUGACCGCCAGUUUCCAGAGAGGACGAUCCUCAAGAGGCCAGGCCAUCUCUUGGAGCGACUUUUCCGUGAAUUUCAAGAACAGCGUCUGGAGGCUAGUAAGGCUGACGUUCAACAAGAGUCGAUCGAUGCGAAUUCGAACGAUCUGCCAGCAAUCGUGAAGAGCAAGCCCAUCAAGAUUCAGGACGUUGUCAUGUCUAAGCUUCAUACCGCUAUUCUUACCACCGAUCCUGAAUCAAACCUCUUCUUGUGUGGCUUUGGCCCCGGUGGGCGUUUGGGCACCGGGGAUGAAACAACACGAUUCACUUUCGUCUGCAUCGAGGGCGGAGGCCUUGCGAAUAAGAAGAUUGUCUCCGUUGCCCUAGGACAAGACCACACGCUUGCAAUCACCGAGAACGGCGAGAUUUUCAGCUGGGGAAGUAACAAGUAUGGUCAAUUAGGGUACAGCUUGCCAAGGUCAAACAAUCAGGAUGAUGUGCCUCUCCAGAAACAGCCUCGACAAAUCUUUAAUCCUUUUAAGAAAGAGGGCAUAAUCGGAGCGGCCGCAUCGGGAAUCCACUCCGUUGUAUUCAGCAAUUCCGGUCUUUAUACUUUCGGUAAAAAUGAAGGACAACUCGGCCUGAUCGACUCCGAUGCUCGAUCGCUUGAGAUGCAGACCACCCCUCGACGCGUGGGAGCAUCUUUGUUCAGCGCACCCAUACAGAGCGUGUCUGCCAUCGAUCAGGCAACAUCUGUUCUCCUGCAGAACCAUGAGGUUUGGGUGUUUUCCCAGUAUGGUUACUCGAAACUCUUAUUUCCGCUAGAUGUCAGCUCGAGGUUUAUCAAGGAUAGUUUCAUGGCCACUAGAUAUGGUUCCUCCGUCAACCAAGUUGUUAAAGUCAAGUCUGCCGGGAAUACCAUCUGCGCCCUAUCGAGUUUUGGAGAAGUGUAUACGGUGCAGGUUAACAAGACAGAGGUCCCCUCGACGUCAACAUCGACCACAAAUCCAUUCAAACCUCGGAACUCGAUGUCAGAACCAUCAAGGAUUUGGUCUGUGAAAAAAGCCCAUAUGGCUGCGAAGGAUUUUGAUGUCGGACAGGAUGGGUCGGUCAUUAUCUGUACCGUAUCUGGCUCUGCCUGGAGCAAAGAGAAGCGCAGGAAGUCAAAGGGGCCAGCCAAGGACUACAAGUUUGCUCGGAUACCUGGACUCUCUCGAGUUGUGGGUGUAUGCAGCAAUGCUUAUGGGGCCUUUGCAGCUGUACAGCGCGAUUGUGAAGUGACUCAAGAACAAAUUACCGUCUCGCAGCCUUCAUUAUGGGCGGACUAUCUUCCAUUAUCUCCAUUUGGCUCAUUCGGUAACACGAUGAGCUCGGAGGAUAUGGUAACAGAUGAUCACCGGGACUCAAACCCAAACCUUGCUAUCAAGAGGGCAGUAUUGGGAUCGUCAGAUCUCGAGCCUUACUUCGAGCCAUCGCGGUUCCAAAUAUUCCCUGGGGUUGUCUGGAUUAGGACCACAUCAUCGGACAUACGGCUUCCUGUACACGAAUUCAUCUUGACAGGGCGGAGUUCAGUUCUCAGAGAAGUCAUUCACACUUUCAGAGAUACAGGUCGCGCUUCUCCAUCCGACAUCUUUACUAUUGAAAAGGACGGAGAAGGACAUAUGGAACUGACAUUUCAGUCCUGUGAUAUCCUCACCAUCUUGAAUGUGGCAUUCUUCAUGUACACGGAUGAAAUACUAGAUGUUUGGCAUCAGGCUAGACAGUCUUCGGAGAAGGCCUCCCGAUACCGCCAGGUUCGCACUGAAGUGAUGCGUCUCGCCACUCAUCUGAACCUCCCAACUCUAGAACGAGCUGCGAGGCUCAUGAUUGAACCCACAAAGGCCCUUCGGCACGAUAUGGAGCUUGCGAUUCAUGAUCCUGCUUUCUUCGAUAGUGGAGAUGUUAUAAUUGACUUGAAAGGCGGAGAGGUGAAGGCUCAUAGCCAUGUCCUGUGCCAGAGAUGCCCCUUUUUCAACGCAUUGUUCUUCGGUCGCUCAGGUGGUAGAUGGCUUUUGUCGCGUCGUGUCCAAGCAGAUGCAACCAUUCAUAUUGACCUCAAGCACAUUGACCAACAUGUGUUUGACUUUGUACUUCGGUACCUAUAUGCCGACACUGAAGAGGAGCUUUUCGACAAUGUCAGAUCAAAAGAUCUGGACGAGUUUAUCGACUUGAUCAUUGAUGUUGCAUUUGUUGCAAAUGAGUUGAUGAUCGACAGACUGGCCCAAAUCUGCCAGCAAAUGCUCGGGAAGUUUGUGCACACACGCAAUGUUUGUCACUUGCUGAACGCGGUUGCGCCAUGCUCGGUGAAGGAAUUCAAAGAUGCGGCUCUGGAAUAUAUCUGCUUGAAUCUCGAGGAUCUGCUAGCAAACAGGUUAUUGGCAGAUCUCGACGAAUCUCUACUCGAUGCCCUUGAUACUGUCUGCCGCGACAACCAGAUGACUUACCUACCUGUGUCAAGAGGGCGAAACUCGGAAGAAUACAUCUUCGAGAAGUACCCAGAGCUUGCAUCUGCUAUAGAAAGUGACAAGAGGCGGAAAAUCGACUUCAUGAGGCUACGACCGCACCUGAAUCGCAUUGACAGCUCCGAAGGAAAGCCUCGUGCAACAACAAAUGAGAAGCCGUCCUUGACCCCUUCGGUUUCUAAAGUCAAACCCAGCCCAGCCAGAGAAGGGCCUUUAUCUGCUUCUCGUAGUCCGCUGUUGAAGUCCAGACAGUCGACUACUGAUCUGAUGUUCCAGAUGGACGACGAGUUUUCAUUGUCCCCGGCCGAUAUCGGGAAAGGCAAGGCAGCCGUUCGUGACGCCAAGCAGAUUGCUACAGCCGAGACGCCGCUAUCCAUCGACUCGCCAGCUCUUCGAGCUAGCCCAUAUGAUGGAGGCUCUCUUGGAGAUCCAAGCUUUCUUGAUGCUCAGAUGGCUUCCCCAUUAGAUCCAACUCUUUCGGAAUCACCAUCCGAGUCCCGCGCCGCAGCACGCCAGAGGAAACAAGAGCAGUUCUCUUCGCCUCCAAUCUCGAGCACCCAAAUUCCAUGGAGCUCAUCCGCGAUAUCUACAUCGAAGAAGAACCUGAAGGAUAUCAUGAGUGAGACUUCGGGCAACCGUGUGUCGAAUAUCAGCCUGGGCAUGUCUGCUCGUCGAGAAAGCACGAGUAGUCUUGCGCCGAAGAUGUCACAGAAGGAGCGCAAGAAGAUCCAGCAGCAGCAGAUGCAAGAUAUGCUCGCGGCUCAGCAGAAGGCAAAGGAAGCGCCGCAAAACCCAUGGAAGAUGCCGACACCCAGUAAACCUGCACCUCCAGCUAGUGGGCAAGACAGUCCAGAUGCAGAGUCCGCCAAACCGUCUCCCAAGCCAUCCAUGACCCUUCGACAAACUGUCGCUGGAACACCACCGGCAAGCCGGACGAAACCUAGUUCUGUCCCGAUGCAAACUCCAGGCCGCAGUGGACCCGUCAAUGUCCAAAAUCCUCCUCGACCUCAAGCUUCGACAUCCGUCACAUCAACCCCCGCAUCGUCCAAUCCCGUAGCCAACGCUCAACCUGCUAUUCAAUCCAUCCGCCACAUCCCACGGCCCGAACCAUACCAAACGAGCUUCCACUCACCGUCUUCUACCUCCCUCUCACUGGCUACCAUCCUCCUGCAGCAACAGACAGAAAAGGAUGAGAUCCGUGAAGCAGCGACUGCAAAACACAACCUUGAAGACAUUCAACUCGAACAAGAGUUCCAAGCGUGGUGGGAUAAAGAGAGUAGACGCGUGCAAGGCCUCCCAGACCCUGACACGACCCCCUCGGCCGACAAAGAAGAGAAGGCAAACAAGUCGCGGUCAAACCGGGGCCGAGGCAAAGGCAAAGCGCAGGGGCAAGGCCAACAGCCACUGCCGCCGCCGCCGCAGCAGCAGCAGCAACAACAGCAGCUUCCGCAGAGGAAGAAGCGCGCGAAAGGCGGCGCUGGCCUAUCCGACGCAUCUACCUCAUCACAGCAACCCACUCCGCGGAACGAAUUCACAACCCCCGCACAGAAAGCUCCUCACCCGACGCCCCGUCGUGACAACCAACCUCGGACAGUUCCGAACGGAAACCACGUCGAUGCAGCAGCAGGAUCUAAUGGCGGCGGAAGCUCACGACGUGGAGGAGGUGGUGGAGGCAGAGGUGGUUUCCGUGGACGAGGCAAGCCUCGCGAGAAGACGGCAGCAUGA
This is a messenger RNA of Aspergillus homomorphus CBS 101889, 4980 nucleotides long. RefSeq names its product BTB domain and ankyrin repeat protein. The transcript is spliced from 3 exons. Gene Ontology annotation, molecular function: protein binding. The coding region runs from base 1 to 4980 and encodes 1659 amino acids. NCBI's taxonomy places the organism in Eukaryota, Fungi, Ascomycota, Eurotiomycetes, Eurotiales, Aspergillaceae. The record is from RefSeq and is a predicted model, not a curated record.